Molecule: messenger RNA, 1956 nt
Organism: Microdochium trichocladiopsis
Lineage: Eukaryota; Fungi; Ascomycota; Sordariomycetes; Xylariales; Microdochiaceae
Exons: 2
Coding region: 1-1956 (651 amino acids)
Molecular function (GO): N,N-dimethylaniline monooxygenase activity; NADP binding; flavin adenine dinucleotide binding
Source: RefSeq, a predicted model, not a curated record
AUGGGUUCCGUGGACCGGGCCGCCGGCUCCGCAGCCUCGGCAAGCAGCAAUGGCACCCUGAAGCGCCGCCGCCGGGUUGCCGUCAUCGGCGCCGGGCCCUCGGGCGCCAUCACUAUUGACGAGCUGGUGCGGGAGCGGUGCUUCGAUGUCGUCCGCGUCUUCGAGCGGCGCGAAGCCCCUGGUGGCUGCUGGGUCGACGAUGCCGGACUGAGUGCAAGUAGUGACCAGAAUGGUGGUAGUGGUGGCUCAGGUCCCAGCCCUUCGAGGACGACAACGGCACUGUCUUCGUCGCUGUCAUCAACAGCACCCGCAAACCUGGAUGCCAACAUCCUCGCCGCCCUCGCGGCAGGGACCGCGGAUCCUCCGGUGCAAACACCCGCCGCCGAACUGCUUCCCUCUAUCAGGUCAGCAACUCUGACGCAAGACGCCACCACUCCCGAUCUGCGCGAGGAAUGCAUGCGCCUCCGCGAGGCCCGCCGCCAUCAACCGCGCUUCACCGAGUCCUCGAUAUACCCGUAUCUCGAGACCAACGUGGACGUCGUGACGAUGCAGUACAGCCAGGAGCCCAUAGUCGGCCCGCCCUCGGCCCGCUCCGUCGCCCUGCACGGCGAGGACACCCCCUUCCGGCACUGGACCGAGAUGCGGCGCUACGUCGAGCACCUGGUGCGCCGCAGGGGCUACGAGGAGCUCAUCGAGUACAACACGACCGUCGAGAGGGCCGAGAAGGUCGGCGAGGAGGAGUGGAGGCUGACGCUCCGCAAGGAGGUGCGGCUUGGAGAUGCCGUCGAGGACGAGUGGUGGGUGGAGUGGUUUGACGGUCUCGUCGUUGCAAGCGGGCAUUUCAGUGUUCCGUACAUCCCACAUGUCGACGGCCUCGCGGAUCUUGUGCGGGACAGGCCGGGGAGCGUCCUGCACAGCAAGCAUUUCCGCGGCAGAGACGCUUUCAAGGACAAGCGAGUCGUCGUGGUGGGAGCCUCCGUCUCGGCAGCAGACAUAGCCUUCGACCUCGUCCAGUCCGCCAAGCUGCCCGUCCACGCCGUCAUGGUCGGGCGCAACCCAAACCCGUUCUUUGGCGACGGCGCCUUCUACCACCCAGGCAUCGCGCAGCACCCUACCAUUCUGCGCAUCGAAGUCAAUCCUCCCACCACAACCACCACCACCACCACCACAACUACAACAACAACAACAACGGCACAAGGCGGAGGAGGACCUCCUCCGCGGCGGCGCACAGUGCACUUCAUCGACGGCACCUCCGUCAGCGACGUAGACCACAUCAUCUUCGGCACGGGCUACACCUGGUCCCUGCCGUUCCUCCGGGACGCGGGAGUCGAGACCCGCAACAACCGCGUGCCGGGCCUGUACCAGCACGUCGUCUACACGCGCGACCCGUCCCUGCUCUUUGUCGGCGGGGUCGGUGCGGGCCUGACCUUCAAGAUCUUUGAGUGGCAGGCCGUCCUCGCCGCGCGGGUCCUCGCGGGAAAGGCGCGCCUGCCUCCUAGGGAGGAGCAGGAGCGCUGGGAGGCGCAGAGGGUCGCGGAAAAGGGCGACGGGAAGGGGUUCUGGACCAUUUCGCCGCACUUUGAGGAGUACUUUGAGGCGCUGCGGAGGAUGGCCAAUGGUGACGACGACGGCGGCGAUGGUGUGGAUGAUGUGGAUGAUGGGACUGCUGCGGAGGGAAGAAAGGGGCAGAGGUUGUCGCCAGCACCAGCACCAACAGCACCAGCGGCGAGCACAGCAACGACACCAGAAGGGCCAGCGGAGCCGGUCAACGCGGGAAAGGCAGAGGUAGUACAGUUAGGCAGGAGAAUUCUCCCACCGUUCGACCGGGCGUGGCAGGACGCCUUUAUGGCCGGGCACGAGCGGCGCAAGGACAUGUGGAAGCGCAUCAUAGCGCGGGAUGCGGCGACGUGGGAGACGCAACACGCCCCUUCGUCUGUCAGCGGGAGCAAGGAAUAG